UAUCUCCCCCAAGGGUUCACAAAUUUGCCCAGUUCAGGGCUUGGUUUUUAUACACUUUAUUCUCCCCCUGGCAAUAUUUCCCCGUAUUUCCCAUUGUUUCCCGACCAGCUAUACAAAUUCGGGAGUUUCCCCAGUCCAGCAGAAAAGAGUUCUUUUCUUAGUUCAAAUGUUAAUGUCCAAUUUCUAUAGGUCCUUAUAGUUGAUGAAUGAUCGAGAUAUCGAUGAUGUGGCUUGAUGGUCUGUGAAGGUGGCACCCGAGGUGUGAGUUGCUGGUGCCAGCUUAUCUGACAGGUCCCCUCCUGGUACUUGAGAAAGCUGCGGGCUUUCCCAGAAAAAUCUUUUUGUUCUUUUCUGAAUGGAGGCGCUGGCUGUCUCAGGGCGGUCAGUUUCACCAUCUGCUGCAAAAUCUCUUAAAACAUAAACUUUUACCUGAUAUAACUUUAUACAGUUUUAUAAUUUUCCAAUUUACCAUAAUAACAUGAAUUAAUCAUUUCACGUUUAUAACAGUCAGGAAAACCCACAAAUGCCAGAGGUUCAUGUCCAGAACGGAGACAGAGGAGUCCUGCACUUUACUCGAAUAAAGGGACAGAGUCCACUGGGGCCCACGCCCGCGGGGUUUUCCACGUGUGACACCAAAGGGCCGGACGGGUCCCUGUCACAAGGCACUUCUAAACACGGCCUCAACCAAAUCAGUGCUGCCUGUGAACGAGCUUUGCUAACCCAGCGCAGCGUCUACAGCGAGGUGCCAGGAGAGCCGCGGGAGCCCAGCAGAGGCGCGGGGCGGAGACAGGGCGGCUGCGGGCCGGAACCGGCAGGGCCGGCCCGGAGGAGGCGGGGAGCGCUGGGCAUGGCGGCGCCCGCAGCGCUGCAGCGGAGCGUGGUGUCCCCCGCGGGCCGGCACACCGCCUCCCUCAUCUUCCUGCACGGCUCAGGUGAUACUGGCCAAGGAGCAAGAGCAUGGAUAAAACAAAUUUUGAAUCAAGACAUGGCAUUCCAACAUAUAAAAGUAAUUUACCCAACAGCUCCUGCCAGGCCAUAUACACCUAUGAAGGGAGCCUUUUCCAAUGUGUGGUUUGACAGGUAUAAGAUCUGUAAUGACUGUCCUGAGCACAUUGAAAGCAUUGAUUCUAUGUGCCGGGGCCUUACAGACCUGAUCAAUGAUGAGGUGAAGAACGGCAUUGCCAAGAACAGGAUACUCAUAGGAGGCUUUUCAAUGGGAGGUGGAAUGGCAAUGCAUUUGGCAUAUAGGUUUCAUCAGGAUCUGGCAGGAGUCUUUGCCUUGUCUAGUUUUCUCAAUAAAGACUCUGCUGUUUACCAGGCUUUGAAAAGAAAUGAAAGUGCUCUUCCAGAAUUGUUUCAGUGCCAUGGAACUUCUGAUGAACUUGUUCUCUACUCAUGGGGUGAAGAGACCAACAAGAUGUUAAAGUCUCUGGGAGUAUCAGCAUCACUUCAUACUUUUCCAAACCUCAAUCAUGAGCUCAGCAGAACUGAAAUAGAAAAAUUAAAAUCCUGGAUUGUAAAGAAAUUGCCUGUUGAAGCACCAAAGGCAAAUGAAUAAACAAAGAUCCAGCCUCAUA
This is a messenger RNA of Prinia subflava (tawny-flanked prinia), 1577 nucleotides long. It is a transcript of the gene LYPLAL1, whose product is annotated as lysophospholipase like 1. NCBI's taxonomy places the organism in Eukaryota, Metazoa, Chordata, Aves, Passeriformes, Cisticolidae. The transcript has 5 exons. Gene Ontology annotation, biological process: protein depalmitoylation. The coding region runs from base 524 to 1558 and encodes 344 amino acids. Gene Ontology annotation, molecular function: palmitoyl-(protein) hydrolase activity; carboxylic ester hydrolase activity. Gene Ontology annotation, cellular component: cytoplasm. The record is from RefSeq and is a predicted model, not a curated record.